Phoenix dactylifera (date palm) is the source of this 3454-nucleotide messenger RNA. RefSeq names its product protein IQ-DOMAIN 32-like. Gene Ontology annotation, molecular function: protein binding. The record is from RefSeq and is a predicted model, not a curated record. Lineage: Eukaryota; Viridiplantae; Streptophyta; Magnoliopsida; Arecales; Arecaceae.
UGAAGCUUGUUCUUUGAUGAUUUAGUUGGGAAAUUGGAGGAGCUUGGUGGAGGUUCUGAUCAGUUUGUGAGGGUCGGACGUUGGAUUAGGUUGUGGUUGAGUUGUGACUGGAGGGGGCUUGUGGUGGAAUUUGGGUGAAAUUUUGAUCUUUUCUGGCUUGGAUUUGGUUCGGAUUGUUGCUAGAUCCAUGAAUGUGGGUGCUUAAAAAAGUGCAGAGGUCUCAUAAAAAUGCCAUUUUUGUCCUUUUCCCCCUCCUUUUUACUUUUGGUGGGUGUCUGUGUUGUAUCGGGAGUUGCUGCUUAGCUGCACUGAAGCACAAUGUUUGUUUGUGUCCGUUGAUUUUCCUUUCUACUGGAAGUAGUGCCCUUUUAGGAGGAAGGUUGGGAAUCGAUUGGGUUGCUGGAACGCACUGAUUUGGGAAAAUGGUUACUUGUGUAUAUUGUCUAUGAUUAAAUGUUGGUGAUGCUUAAGUGGAUAUUCUGCGCACUUGGAUCUGAAAGUGAGAAAACAAGGGCUCUGUGGAAUUGUCCAAAAUUAGAUGCGUGAGAAAAGAAUUGAUUUUGAUGUAAUGCUUAAUUUGAUCCAAAACUUUAAUUUAGCCAACAACUGUAUUUUGUAAUCUUUGAUUUUCUGAGGACACCCACCACUAGAUCUGGCUGGACCAAUUUAAGAGAUGCUCAUGAGAGAGAAAAAAGAAGACAUGAGCAAUUGUCCAGCACCAUGGAUCUGAGUUCGAGAAUGCCUUUGCUUGGAUUUUGCACAAGUUGGAAAAUGCAGAGCAAAGCUUCAUCAGAUAAACGCCGAUGGAGCUUCCGAAAGAGAUCAGCCAGGCACCGAGUACUAAGCAACAGUGUGGUCUCAGAAUCCGUGUCUAUCAGCUAUAACAAGGAAAGCACAGAAGUCGUGACCAAUACUUUUGAUUCUCCAAUCUAUUCUUCUAUUCCAGAAAAAAAAACCAUAGAACAAAGGAUAAACGAAACUUUCCCAUUGCCAUCUGCUGGCAUGGAUUCUGAAGUAGCUAAUCCUCUGGCAAAAAAUGAAAAUUUCCCUGCCAGUGACAUCAACCUCGAUGAAUCUGUUGCUAUUGUCAUUCAGGCUGCUACCCGGGGAUACUUGGCUAGGAGAGAAUUCCAAAAACUUAAGACUGUUGUCAAGUUGCAAGCAGCUGUACGUGGACAUUUGGUUAGGAGACAGGCCAUCGGAACAUUGCGUUGUGUCCAAGCCAUUGUAAAACUGCAGGCGCAUUUGCGAGCUCGUCGCGCUGAGAAGUCAGCUGCACAAGAGGUUGACCUCCAGGAAAAGGGAAAUUCUUGCAUGAAGCCAAAUAAAACAUAUUCCUCAACCAAGAUACUUCUUUCAAAUCGAUUUGCUUGUCGGCUUUUGGAGGCUAAGACACGGGAAAAACCCAUUCAAAUAAAAUGCGAUACUUCAAAAUCUGAUGAUUCAGCAUGGAAAUGGUUGGAGAGGUGGAUGGCUGUGACUUCAUCAGAUAUAGGACAGCAACUGGAGCCAAAACUUAUUCAGGGUCAUAUGAGCCAAGAAGGAAACACUGAGUUGGUUGAUUAUGAAGCAAGAAAAGAGGUUCCACCUGCAGUCUCUAUGCCGUCUGAUGCAGAGAUAGCUUCCGAUGAAAUAAGAGUACCAGCUAGUGGUGAAGCGGAUGUGUCAACUAAAAGUUCUGGUACCUUGAAGUUCGAGGCUCCAAUAUCUGUUCCAGAUAAUUGCUUAAGUUCAUUAGUGAAAGAUGACCAGGAUAAAACUCAGUUCAAGAAUGAGACUUUGGGUAUCACACAAGAGAAUUGUACAAAGAUUGAGAAUGUUAAUGAAACAAUUAUUGAUUCUCUAUCAAGUCAAAAUCAUUUGGAAUCAAAUCCAGCUGCAAAGAUAGUUCUUGAUAAUGCUUCUGAGAAGCAUGAUUUUGACUGCAACAGCUUGAAGAAUACUUCUAAAAGUGCAUUUUUUGAACCAGUAGCUGAAGGAAAGAAACUUGUACAAGGGUUGAGAAAACCAUGCAAUCCAGCAUUUGCUGCUGCACAGUCAAAAUUUGAAGCGCUGAGCUCGAGCUCUUCUAUUGGCAGGUCUAGUAAUUCUGCUUGUCAAGAUGCUGCAGCCAAGUUGAAAUUAAAUAGCUUUUAUUUUCAAGUAGAUGCUUCAAAGGAGAGUAAGGACAUAAGCUUAACGGAGAACUCAGUAUCUCAUGAUCCAAGAGUUCAAAAUGCUGCUUCAGAAUGCGGCACUGAAAUUUCUAUCUCCUCCACACUUGAUUCACCGGACAGAUCUGAAACUGAAGGUGGGGAAAUUGUCCUAGAAAUUGGAGCUUUGGAGAAGGGCCACUAUGAUGUCAAUGGCGAUGCUGAUACUGAUCAUAAUCUUGUUAAAAUGAAUAUUGAAGAAAAGAACUUGUCCUUUGAUAAGGAGGCCCUUCAGUCGCAAAGAUCUGUGGAAAGUGAUGGAAAUUUACUCAAGUCACCUGCUGCCAGUAAUGUAGUGCAGGUGGAACAUCAGCCAGCUGAGCCAACCACAUCAGAUAUGCCGAUUCAACUGGAAAGUUCCACUCAGUCAUCACCAGAAGGAACCCCCAAAAGCCGUACAAUGGUCCCUGAGUCACAGAGAACACCAUCAAGUCAGAUAUCUGUGAAUGCCAAAAAGACCAAAAAAGAAAAUAAUGUGCCUGUUCAAAAUCAAAGGUCUCAAUUGGUAGGCAAGAAGUCACCAUCUAAUCUAAACAAUGAUUCAGGUGGAAGGACCAGUACUGAGCAAUUGCGAAGGGAUUCAAAGAAUGCGAAAAGGCGUAACUCAUUCGGGAUGGCUAAACUAGAUCAUGUUGAUCAUGAACCUAGGAUCAGCAGUAGCAAUUCCCUUCCAAGUUACAUGCAAGCCACUGAAUCUGCAAGGGCCAAGGCCCAUGCCAAUAUUUCUCCAAAAUUAAGCCCUGAAGUGCAUGAUAACCAUGUGAAGAAAAGACAUUCCUUACCUAUAGCAAAUGGCAAACAGGGUUCAUCCCCACGCAUGCAGAGAUCGACAUCACAAGCACAACAGAACUCAAAGGGCAAUGCCAGUCAUUCUCCUCAUAAUUCUGCAGAGAGGAGAUGGCAAAGAUGAUCUUAAAAGCCUUCUGAGCAACAUGAUCUGUACUCAUCCUGAAAAAAAUGGUAUGGAUUUCGAGGUCCAUCGAAAUUAGCUACUUCAGUAGUGAUUUUAAUACAUCCUGCGCUUUUGUUAUUGGCAUAUGGUGCAACAAAUGGGCAAGAAGCAGAUCAAGAUAACAUGAUGUAUGCUACUGUUUGAUGUAAGCUUCGGCCCAUAGUUUGUUAUGUCGGCUUUUUAUGUGUGUGAUAUAUGACUGGAGUCCAGAAGGUUGUUUUGUGCUUUCAUAGAACAAGCCUGAUGUGUUUAUUUGCACCAAAAGUUUUUGAGUUUUGAUUGCAAUAAACCGAGACUGCCUUCUACAUUA